AUGAUGUCUCCUGCAUUAGCUCCAGCUAUUCCUGGCCAGUUCUCCCGAUGGGCGGCCGUGCAUUGGAGCGCUGGCAUCCUUCUAGUAAGCUCCAGAUGGCGAAGGUCGCUUGCACCAAUCCAUCUUUCGAGGUCCAGGACCGGGUUGGUUGCAAGUCGAGCGCACUCUUCAAAGCCAGUUGGGCUUCACUUUUUCUCGGAUAGCAACUUCAAACCUUUGCGAGACCAGUUCGUGAAUUCUGUGGUGGACAAGGACAUCAAGCUGAACGAGACCAUAGUUGAGGACCUCAACGUAAUCAAACAGCGCACUGCCGGUGGAGUCCCCGUCUACCAAUUCAAAACGAAAUUGCUUAUGGAUGCGUUGGAAGAUGCAGAAUCUGAGGAAGUAAUGCUGAUCUCAGAUGUGGACAUCCAGUUCCUUGGAGAGGUGAUGCCAUUUGUCCAACAGGGUAUUGCUGGAAGAGACAUGUGCUUCCAGAGAGAGUUCACCAAACUUGGUGUGAACAUCGGGUUUGUGGCCAUACGCCGAACUCCUGCUGCCAUUGAUUUCUGGCACCAUGUUUGGAAGGAACUUCCAAGUGGACGCCAUGACCAGCGCAUUGUGAACAACCUGCUGUACACCAACAAGGUUCCCAAUUUGCGGUGGGGGUGCUUCCCACCAGAAAUUUGGGCUUCCUCUCAGGCCUUUGACGGGCUCACCAUCCCCAAGGAGAUCGCUCUACACCAUGCCAACUGGAUAAUCCGAGACUACAGCGGUGAUGGAGGGGCUGAUGCUUCAAACCCAACAGCCAAGCUGCAGCAGCUCAGCGAACUUCGCAGAGCAGUGCAGGAAGAGUCAGACAUCAAGCAGGAAGAAAUAGCACAGCGGAUUCGGGAAGAUCCUGAUCUGGCCAUCUACCACCAGAGGACCUUUGGAAGGGAAAGAUAUGGGCCGGAAUGGAUUGCACUUCAUCCUGAACAUCCUGCCCGACCUGGGGGAAACAGGAAGAAAAGGAAUUGA
Molecule: messenger RNA, 999 nt
Organism: Durusdinium trenchii
Lineage: Eukaryota; Dinophyceae; Suessiales; Symbiodiniaceae
Source: the annotation of a GenBank genome assembly